AUGGAUGCCCCAACCACAGAAUUGCCCGAAGGGGAUUUCCAGAGCCCUGGCACCAUGGGCUACGGGGAUGAGCUGACUCCAGAAGCUCUGAGUGUACCUAGUGGUUUCGAUGACUUGAUCACCUCCACCACCUCUCAGGUGCUUCAGGCCGCGUCCAAUGCCAUGGGCCGAAAUGGUGAGCUGUCCAAGGUGCCAGGCCACAUGCCAAACACGGGUGACCUGGCCGACACGUCAGGUCCCCUAGAUUUGGAAAUUGUGUCCCAGGAUGAGCAGGUGCAAUUCUGGUUAGUGGUAGGUUACACCAUAGUGGUCUUUGCUGCCAUCAUAGGCAACUGGGUCUUAAACCAUAUAAUUAUGAAGUACAAGAGGGUACAUACAGCUACCGGCCUCUUCGUUGUCAACAUUUCUGUGACCAACAUGAUGCUCGCUCUUCUCAGCUCUCCCUUCACUAUGGUGCGCUAUCUGUGUAAUUCCCUGGUGUUUGGAAAGAUGACAUGUCACCUCAGUCGCUUUGCCCAGUACUCAUGUGCCUAUGUAACUGUGAUGAGCAUGGCAGCUAUUUCCCUGGAUCGACAUCGGGUGAUGCUUUAUCCUUUGAAGGCCCGGAUUAGUCCCAUGCAAGGCAAUGUUUGCAUCAUUAUCAUCUGGAUUGUGAGCACCUGUGCUGCUUUGCCACAUGCCGUUUACCAGAAGCUUUACCAGGUGGAAAUUGGAAACACCACUGAGGAAAGUGCCUGCCUUCCCAGUUUCCCAUACACUUCAAAAUCCACAUGGAAAUAUCUUGACCUAGGCACCUUUCUGCUCUUCUUCAUCUUGCCUUUGCUGGUGUUGGUGGCUGUCUAUGGUCAUGUGGCCAAAAAGCUGUGGAUCCAUGAUGCUGUUGAUGACAUCAAUAUCCACACUUACAUCUGCCAGCGUGGGAAGAAGAAGCAGACCCUAAAGAUGCUGAUGAUAGUGGUGCUUCUGUAUGCAAUCAGCUGGCUCCCCCUCAAUAUCUACCUGGUGCUGCUGUCCAGCGAAUCCAUCUCAAGCCACAAUGGUCUCUACUUUUUCCUCCACUGGCUAGCAAUUAGCAGCUCCUGCUACAACCCCUACAUCUACUGCUGGCUCAGUGAUAGCUUCCGUAUUGAAGUGCAGAAGGUCAUCAUGGAAAUCCAGAAGAUGCUGCUAGAUAAAAUCAGCCGCCUCAGAGGAGAGCAUCGCCGACUGAGCUCUGGGUCUCAAACCCACCCCCCUACCUGCGUGGAUCCCAAUCCAGGAGUGCCCAAAUUCCCACGAUUCAAAGAUUUUGAUGAGCUGCCAAGUCCCCCUCCCUCCCCAGUAGUGGAGAUCUCCUUUCUCCAUUCAGUGCCUAGAGUUUAA
Peromyscus eremicus (cactus mouse) is the source of this 1362-nucleotide messenger RNA. RefSeq names its product G-protein coupled receptor 83-like. Gene Ontology annotation, molecular function: neuropeptide receptor activity. Gene Ontology annotation, cellular component: membrane. Gene Ontology annotation, biological process: neuropeptide signaling pathway. The record is from RefSeq and is a predicted model, not a curated record. The transcript is spliced from 4 exons. NCBI's taxonomy places the organism in Eukaryota, Metazoa, Chordata, Mammalia, Rodentia, Cricetidae. Bases 1 to 1362 code for a protein of 453 amino acids.